Molecule: messenger RNA, 1897 nt
Organism: Chaetomium strumarium
Lineage: Eukaryota; Fungi; Ascomycota; Sordariomycetes; Sordariales; Chaetomiaceae
Exons: 1
Coding region: 285-1652 (455 amino acids)
Biological process (GO): guanine catabolic process
Cellular component (GO): cytosol
Molecular function (GO): guanine deaminase activity; zinc ion binding
Source: RefSeq, a predicted model, not a curated record
GACUGAUUCUGGCUCGCUGUUGACGAACGGCUCACAGGACUAGUGAGUGAGCUGUUCAUUCUUCGAGCUGUACCAAAGGAAACAGUCCAAGAGCAAAACCGCGGGCUGGGUACCUAUCUGGCUCUAGGGAAGCAAAGUUUUUCUGCCUUAUUACUAGGUAAGUACCUUAUCAAACAACUCCGGCAAGAGUGACUGGCUCUACCCCGCGUGUAUGCGUUUCAACCUUGCACUUCAGUCGAUAGUAGACGUAUCACGCACAACCCGCCUACCGUGACAUCCGCAUCAUGGCUCAGACCGGGACAAUAUUCUUUGGCCCCGUGAUCCAUUCGCUUUCGGCCUCGGAGCUCGAGAUUGUUCCCUUCGCCCUCGUCGCGGUCGACGCUGAAGGUAAAAUCGCCGCCUUCCUGGACCCGACGAACUUCACGCAACAAGUGCAGGAAACGCUCGAGGAACUCAACUUCCCGCCCGAGACCACCACCAUCCACCGCUUGAGUCCCGGCCAGUUCCUCCUCCCGGGCUUCGUCGACACGCACAACCACGCGCCGCAGUGGGCGCAGCGCGGGCUCGGGCAGGGGAUGCACAUCCUCGACUGGCUCGACGCCAUCACCUUCCCCAACGAGGCGCGCUUCGGCGACGCCGACUACGCCCGCCGCGUUUACGCCAGCUGCGUCGACGGCUUCCUGCGCCAGGGCGUCACCGCCGCCGCGUACUACGGCUCCGUCCACGGCGAGGCCACCAAGAUCCUGGCCGAGCUGUGCGUCGAGAAGGGCCAACGCGCCCUGGUGGGCAAGUGCAACAUGACGCGCAACGCGCCCGACUACUACCGCGACGCCUCGGUCGACGAGAGCCUGCGCGUGACGGAGGAGUGCAUCUCGCACAUCCGGUCGCUGGACCAGGACCUGGUCCGACCCGUGCUCACCCCGCGCUUCGCCAUCUCAUGCGACGCCGACCUCCUCCGGGGGCUGGGCGACAUCGCACACAAGAACCCGGACCUGGCCAUCCAAACGCACUUCAACGAGGCCGAGCAGGAGAUGGCGGCGACGCGGGCGCUGUUCCCGCAGUUCGGCGGCAGCGAGGCCGACCUGUACGCGGCCUACGGCCUGCUGGGCCCGCGCUCCAUCCUGGCGCACUGCUGCCACAUGAGCGAGCACGAGCUGGAGCGCGUCGCGGCGCUCCAGUGCGGCGUCGCCCACUGCCCAACCUCCAACAUGACCGUGGGCGGCGGGUUUAUGGCCGCGCCCGUGCGCGAGUUCCUGCGCAGGGGGAUGAAAGUCGGCUUGGGCACCGAUAGCGGCGGCGGCUUCUCCAGCAGCAUGCUCGAUGCCAUGCGCCACGCCAUGAUUGCCAGCCAUGCGCGCGAGGCCGCGGCGCCGGCAGACAAGGGCUUGGCGAUCGAGGAGGUCUUCUACCUGGCCACGCUCGGCGGCGCCCGGGUUUGCGGGCUCGAGGACAAGGUGGGUAAUUUUGUCGUCGGCAAGGAGUUCGAUGCCCUCGUCGUGGGCACGCGUGGCCGCGAGCAGGGUAUCAUGACCAUGGUCGAGGAAGAGGAGGAUAGUCUGAGGACUGUCUUUGACAAGUUCGUCAUGACGGGGGAUGAUAGGAAUAUCCUCCGCGUCUAUGUGCAGGGUAGGUUGGUGAAGGGCGAGGCGUAAGACGGGCAUACUCGCCGAGUCGUGAUUUACUUGCUAAUGGUCGUCGCACUUGGGGAGGCAUCCUCAAUCCAUGUUGGGCUCCUAUGCUUCGCCCAAGUUAAUAAUCUGAGAUGCUAUCUGAAAACUGGCAGCAUUAGUAUCAUUAUAAAUAUCGUGCGAAUAUAACGUAACUCGAGCUGUUCAGACACUGGAUGGGAAGGAAACCAGACAGGGCAGAACAGACUCGAGAGCGAACUUCCGCUUGG